AUGAAAGCUACACAUAAAGGCCAGUAUAUGAAAGUAAACCCCCGGGUGUUUGACACCAAUGACAAUGCAUCACCAACAAAACAAUCAUGCUACAAGCAGAGGCCAGGCCGCGGCAGGAUUAGCUCAGUCGGUAGAGCGCUUAACUGCAAGCCCCCGGGUUGUUUGACCAAUACUUAGGGUCUUAAAAUAAUGAGAAAAGGUAUUUUCCUUUGCCCUGCGGGCGGCUGGACCUUCGCGUGGCUCGGAUGACCACGUAAAAUGGCGGUCCCGUCUGCAUUAGGAGACGUUAAAAUGAGGGCCACAAGUUUAUUAGCCUUUGGCUAUUAAGUGCUACCCUCUUUAAAUAAAGGCUAUUUAUUUAUUUUUUUUUUUUCAGGCUCUCUUCCUUUGUACUGCCGAAAGCCAAAAGCCACGGUGACACUGCACGAUCAAGAAAGAGCUCCUUUGUUGCAGUGGUUGGAUUCUGUGACACAACAAAAUGAAGGCAAAAGAGUUGAAAGGGCGAAAGGCAAAGAACCAGGUGUGUCUAUUGAGCAAUCAUCCGAAGCCAGUGAGAAAAGUGUGGUGGUAGUUAGUCAUAGAGUAACCAAAGACGGCAUGGAGUACCUAGUGAAGGGCACACAAGAGCCUGACAGUGCCGGAAUGUGGAUCCCAAGAGAGAAUGUCGAUCUCACUCUUGUAGCGGCAUACACAAGACGGCAGAGGGCUUCUCGUUGCUCAACGUAGUCAACGGAACACUUCAGGCUUCUUUUACUCGUGCACGUACGUUAGCACAACUAAUACCUUAUUAUAGGAGAUUAACGAUGCAUGUUAUGCAACGAAAAUACGGUCAUUUUAAAGAUGUUUUGUUUCUUUGUUAAUUAAAAUUGAAGUGUUUUACUGUAAAGACGCUAUUCGUGGUUAAAAUAAUUCUAAACAUGCAAAACGUGUAAUAAUUAAGAUUGCACAAGUAGUAAAAAACGGCAAAUCUUAGAAUAUAUGCCGGGAAAUCUAAUAAUUUCCGGGAAUGUAUCCCAAAAAUUCGGGAGGAUGAUCUAAAUUUCCGGGACGACUUAAGCUAACAGCGUUUGUUAGAGUUGUCACCCCCCGUACCUUUUUACCAACAUUGAGGGCAGAAAACAUGAUACAUCUGUUGCUUCUAGCCUCAUAAAACAUUUGGAGCAAUUUGAGUUUUUACAAAAUAAAUGACUUGAUUUUUUCAUUUCAUGGGUACUUAAAAAAAUAGUAACUUAGGAAACAUAAACUCUUAUGGAUUAACUUUACAGUGGAUUAGAAAAUCCCUCUCUCUCAGAUAUAAAACUAUGAGGUGGUCUGGGGGAGGAAACCCUGCAAUGGAGUAUGAGUUGAUAUGAGGUAGCCAAUGGCUUCCACAUACAUGGAAACCCCAUGUUAUAACAGUUGCGCACCUGUCAAACCCCCCUGUGUUAAAUAGCAUGAUUAAUUCCUGCAAAUAAUACUGAAUUAGGAAAUGUCUCUGUGACAAUGUAUACUCCUACUUAAUUUUUGUCUUGUAUUUCAUUGUGAGAUGAUCAAAAGGUUGACACUGUGUUAUCACCAGGAAAUGAAUAAAAAUAUGACUGAUGGCAAAAAAAGCAAAUGACUGCGGCUGCAAUAAUUUAUUUAUUUCUUCUUAGA
This is a messenger RNA of Porites lobata, 1635 nucleotides long. The record is from the annotation of a GenBank genome assembly. Lineage: Eukaryota; Metazoa; Cnidaria; Anthozoa; Scleractinia; Poritidae.